AAUAUUUAACACACACACACACACACAAAAAAAAAAAAAAAAAAAAAUCAAUUGAGUUCAAUUCUCCACCCUCUCCUCCAGUUCUAGGGCUCCCUCCAACUCCACUCUCACCUUUCUUCUUCUUCUUCUUCUUCUUCUAUUUGUGUGCUGUCCUAAUUCUUCACAAUACCCAUUCUUUUCCAUUUCUUCUCCUUUUUCACCUUCUUGUUGAAGCAUCAAAAUCUAAAAUUCCAGGCCCUGUUUCGGCUCUGGAUUCGGAUUACCAAUGGUGAAGACUUCCAAGUCCAUCCAGGAACGCUUCGAAGACGACGCCAACGAAGAAUUGGGAGUGAAGAUUGAGGGGAAGAGUGGGGAGAACAAGGCGAGUGGUCAUCGGUCUAAACACUCCGAGACUGAGCAGCGAAGGAGGAGUAAAAUUAAUGAAAGGAUCUUGGUGACAUUCUCACGUUUUUGUGAAAUAUUGUGUUCUGAUGGGGGCAGAUUUCAGAUUUUGAGAGACCUCAUACCUCAGAAUGAUCAAAAAAGAGAUAAGGCUUCAUUCUUGUUAGAGGUAAUUGAGUACAUUCAAUUUUUACAAGAGAAGUUAAAUAUGUACGAAGGGUCAUGCCAAGGAUGGAGUUCAGAGCCUUCAAAAUUGAUGCCAUGGUUAGAAAGGUGGUUUAAUCAUGCUUUUCAUAAUUAUAGAGCUGCUGAUAACUAUGUUGAUCAUUCUCAAGUGGUAAAGCGGGGUUCCAAUCAUGAGAGUGCUGUCAAUUUCUCCCAAGCAAUUGUAACAAAUGUGCCGAAUGUGAUGGAUGCUGACUUGGGUCCUGCUGCAGUAUUGAAUGCAGUGGAUCAUACACUUGUCUCUGCUACGCAAGGACUCCCCAUGAGCAUGCAUACACAACCAAUUGUAUUUGACCCGGUUGGAAGAAGUAGUUUAUCAACAGAAUCUUUGGACGAACCUGUGUCAGGAUCAGAGAACAUCUCUUCCAAGACCCAGACUGAAUUGUUGCAGGGUAGAACCUGUACCACCACAGGUUUUCUGAACCAUGCUGUUAGUGAUCAGGAGGAUCUAACCGUGGAAAGUGAACUGGAGAGUAUCUCAGGUGCCUAUUCCCAUGGGUUACUAAGUACCUUGACCCAGGCCCUGCAGGCUUCAGGCAUUGAUUUGUCACAGACCAACAUCUCAGUGAAAGUAGAUGUUGGAAAACGAGGAAACAGAGCGAUGUCCCUAUCAGAGGAUGAAAAAAAACAAUCUUUGAACAAUCAAGUAAUGACACAGAAUAUUCAUGGCUGCUUUAACGAGGACUCGGAACAAGCUCACAAGAAGCUUAGAACAGGGGUUUAGUGUGUUACUUUGUUCUUUAUAAAUGUGCCUCCUUUGUUCUCUUCCAUCCCUGAGUGUGAUAUUAUUUAAUUUUUUUUGUUCUUAAAUGGAUGGUGUUUUGGGGGUUAAUCUUGGCCAUUUUUUUUCCAGGUCAUGGUCUGUUAGCAACUGGGAUUUCUUUGAUUGUACAUGUCUUUCUCCUUGGUCCUAGUUGCAUGGAUAUAAGGUUAAGUUUUUUUUUUUUAAAAAAAAAAUUUGAUAUAAGGUUGAGUUAUGAUAGAAAAGCUUGGAUUUUGUUGUAAUGUCUUGUACUCUGUAAUUUUCCAGAUUAAUGAGAGCCCCAAGAAUAUUUUUAGUUGCAUGGUUAUGAGGUUAGAACAUUUCUAGUUCAUGAUGCUUUUAUUUCAGAUUGAAUAUGAACUAAAAGAGUGGAAUAUGCUUUUAUAAUGUUUUGGAAUAUGAUUAAAGAGUGGUAACUUAGCAAAAA
Messenger RNA from Benincasa hispida (wax gourd), 1796 nucleotides. The record is from RefSeq and is a predicted model, not a curated record. NCBI's taxonomy places the organism in Eukaryota, Viridiplantae, Streptophyta, Magnoliopsida, Cucurbitales, Cucurbitaceae.